AUGUCUUCCUCCAACACUGCCGCCUGGCUCACUGCCGCCAAAGUCCACCCCUUCGAAGUCAAGGAAGCCCCCCUCUGGAAAGCCUCGGAGAACGAAAUCCUCGUCAAGAACCACGCCGUCGCCAUCAACCCCGUGGAUGGCAGCCUGCAAAGCAAGGCCUGGUGGCCCAUGAGCUACCCAGCCAUCCUUGGCCAGGAUGUCGCCGGUGUGGUGCAUUCUGUUGGCCCAAAUGUCUCUCGUUUCAAGCCCGGUGAUCGCGUCGUCGGUCAUGCCGUGGGCAUGGCCACCAAGCGCAACCAGGAUAACGCUUUCCAGGCGUACACGAUUCUGCAGAGCCACAUGGCUAGCCAACUUCCGGAUCACAUCACCUUCGAAAAUGCGGCUAAGCCGACUGGAUCUACCCUGCUUGUGUGGGGAGGCGCGUCGAGUGUCGGUAGUAAUGCGAUCCAACUGGCUGCUGCGGCUGGUUAUGGAGUUGUGACAACUGCUUCCGCGAAGAAUUUCGAAUACGUGAAAAAGCUAGGUGCGACGGAGGCAUUCGAUUACCACAGCCCCAAUAUCGUCGAUGAACUCGUGCAUGCUUUGAAGGGCAAGACGAUCGCCGGUGCUAUGGACUGUGUCGGCUUCUCCGCCACUACUCUCACCGCAGAUGUCAUUUCGAAGCUGGAGGGUCGCAAGUUCAUCGCCUCUGUAAAGGGCUUUUCCGGGGAGUUGCCCAAGGAUGUCACCGUGAAGAGUGUGUUUGCAACAACUCUCAAGGAUAACCAUGUCGGUAAGGCGAUUUACGUCGACUUUCUACCCAACGCAUUGGCAGCUGGGACUUUCGUGCCUGCCCCGAAUCCCAUGGUUGCUGGAAAGGGCCUGGAGAAUGUUCAGGAGGCGGUUGAUCUCCAGGCUAAGGGUGUGUCUGCUCGGAAAGUGGUUGUUGUUUUGUAGGACGAUGAAGCAGUAGUUAGGGUUUGAUACAUUACCGUUUAUUUUGACCACGGGAUGAGUCCCAGUGGACCAACAUUGCGCAUAACGAAACAAUGCUUUCAACGCAGCAGUUACUUAUAUAUAUCCGAAGACUUGGCACUAGUCAUCCAAUGCUAUUCUUUUU
This is a messenger RNA of Monascus purpureus, 1099 nucleotides long. The record is from the annotation of a GenBank genome assembly. NCBI's taxonomy places the organism in Eukaryota, Fungi, Ascomycota, Eurotiomycetes, Eurotiales, Aspergillaceae.